Molecule: messenger RNA, 1739 nt
Organism: Ceratotherium simum simum (southern white rhinoceros)
Lineage: Eukaryota; Metazoa; Chordata; Mammalia; Perissodactyla; Rhinocerotidae
Gene: TFPI2
Product: tissue factor pathway inhibitor 2
Biological process (GO): negative regulation of peptidase activity
Cellular component (GO): extracellular region
Molecular function (GO): serine-type endopeptidase inhibitor activity
Source: RefSeq, a predicted model, not a curated record
CCUCCAGGCUCUGCACAGACACGCUCCGCCCCGUCCCGGGUCGGCAGACGCUCACCCUACAUAAAGCAGGCACCCAGGCUGCCUAGAUGUUGGCCGCUGCGCACCCUCCUCCCGCUAGCGCUUUCUUGGGACACCUCGUCAUGGACGCUGCUCACUCCCUCGGGCUGUUGCUUCUGCCGCUGCUCCUGAUGGGGACUGUGCUGGGAGAUGCUGCUCAGGUGCCGCCAGGAAACAACGCAAUCUGCCUGCUGCCCCCGGACGAAGGGCCCUGCCGAGCCCGGAUCCCCAGUUACUACUACGACAGGUACACGCAGAGCUGCCGCCAGUUCAUGUACGGGGGCUGCGAGGGCAACGCCAACAAUUUCGAAACUUGGGCGGCCUGCGAUGAAGCUUGCUGGAGGAUAGAGAAAGUUCCCAAAAUUUGCCGAUUGGAAGUCAGUGAGGGGCAGUGUGGGGAGCCCAGAAAACAGUAUUUCUUCAAUCUAAGUUCCAUGACAUGUGAAAAAUUCAUAUCUGGCGGGUGUCACAGCAAUGAGAACCGGUUCCCAGAUGAAGCUACUUGUAUGGGCUUCUGUGCACCAAAGAAAAGUCCAUCAUUUUGCUACAGUCCAAAAGAUGAGGGACUAUGUUCUGCUAACGUGACUCGCUAUUAUUUUAAUCCAAGACACAAAGCCUGUGAGGCCUUCACCUAUACUGGCUGUGGAGGGAAUAACAAUAACUUUGUUAACCUGAAGGAUUGCAGACACGUUUGCACAAAAGCCUUGAAGAAGAAAAAGAAUAGGAAGAUGCCAAAACUUUUCCUUGCCAAUAGAAGCCUGAAACUUCGGAGGAAGCAAUUUUAACCAUUUUUUCUAUAUAUCAUCUUGUGAAUAUAGUUACAUCUGAAGAAUAAUAUGGCAACAUGAGUAAACGAAUCAUUAAUGAUUUAUUCACCCAUUUUUUUGAUACAAGUUACUUUUUUUAUUUGUGUAUUUUUAUACAUAACUAGCUGCUAUUCAAAUGUGAAUCUAUUAUUUUUAGGUUACUGUUCAACUAUUUUUCAUGAAGUUGAAUUCUUGCUGUGCGUAAGAUAAAAAAGCAAAUAUGACUCAACCAGUUUUUGGGGUUACUCUUUCUUAUUUCAGAAGAUGAUAUUAACUGAAAAGCAUAAGACAAUAUAAUCAUGCCCUUUUAACACAUAAGACUGUAAAAAGGUCUAGCAAAUACAUUUCAUUUUGCAUUUAAAAGUUGGAUUAUAUUUUAGGCCCAAAGUGACAAACUUGCAGAUUUACCAACACUUUAAAAAAUAUUAUAAGUGCUAUUAUGUAGACACUACUAACUUACUUCCAUUUUUAUUGUGUCAUUCAAAAGAUAAUAAAAUAACCUUUUUGACUGAAUUAAAAAGCUAGUAAAUUUAUUAAAAUAAAAAAUGUUCUCCUUGGGGGUUAAAGUUCUCUCUCUCUCUCAUCUAUCCAUCUAUCCAUCUAAUCCGUCCCCACUCACAUGUAUGUCUUUGUGUAUACAUAUAAAGAGAUGGCUUUUAAUAGUUUUCCUGUUGUUAUAGUAUUUCCUAAGAUUUGAUGGAUUGGAGACCACUAAAGUUGUUAAAAUUUUUUAUUGUUCAAGGUGUUUAUUUAUAUUACACCAGAGACCAUGCAUGAAUUUAAUCAUUUAAAUUUCACUAAUAAAUUAUUCUUGAUAAAUAUGAUCAUUCCAGGUAAAGAGAUUUUUUCUUUCUCUGUAAUAAAAUAUUUUUAAAA